AUGGGUGACGCUCUGAUGGCCGAGUUUGGGAAGGCAGCUCCUUUCCUGAGGAAGUCUGAGAAGGAGCGUCUGGAAGCUCAGACCAGACCAUUUGACAUCAAGACUGAAUGUUUUGUUGUGGAUGAUAAAGUAGAAUAUGUGAAGGGACAAAUCCAGAGCAAAGAUGGAGGGAUGGUGACUGUCAAGAAGGAGAAUGGGACCACGGUAACCGUGAAGGAGUCUGACGUUCACCCCCAGAACCCACCAAAGUUUGAUAAAAUCGAAGACAUGGCAAUGUUUACUUUCCUCCAUGAGCCUGCGGUGCUGUUUAACCUCAAGGAGCGUUAUGCUGCCUGGAUGAUCUACACCUACUCUGGGCUCUUCUGUGUCACUGUCAACCCCUACAAGUGGCUUCCGGUCUACGACGCUGAGGUGGUGGCAGCCUACAGGGGAAAGAAGAGGAGCGAGGCCCCUCCUCACAUCUUCUCCAUCUCUGAUAAUGCCUACCAGUACAUGUUGACUGACAGGGAGAAUCAGUCUGUCCUGAUCACCGGAGAAUCUGGAGCAGGAAAGACGGUGAAUACCAAGAGAGUCAUACAGUACUUUGCCAGCAUUGCUGCAGUCGGGGGUGGUGCCAAAAAGGACAACAGCAAGGGGACCCUGGAGGAUCAGAUCAUCCAGGCAAACCCAGCACUCGAGGCCUUUGGUAAUGCCAAAACUUUGAGAAACGACAACUCGUCUCGUUUUGGAAAAUUUAUCCGAAUUCAUUUUGGCACAAGCGGGAAACUUUCAUCUGCUGACAUCGAGACAUACCUGUUGGAGAAGUCACGCGUCACCUUUCAGCUCAAGGCUGAGAGGAAUUAUCACAUCUUCUACCAGAUCCUGUCCAAUCAAAAGCCAGAGCUGCUGGACCUGCUGCUGAUCACCAACAAUCCGUACGACUACUCUUACAUCUCCCAAGGAGAGGUAACAGUUGCCUCCAUCAACGACUCCGAGGAGCUGAUGGCCACCGAUAGUGCCUUCGAUGUACUCGGCUUUACUCCAGACGAGAAGAUGGGCGUCUACAAACUGACUGGUGCCAUCAUGCAUUAUGGCAACAUGAAGUUCAAACAAAAGCAGCGCGAGGAGCAGGCCGAACCAGACGGGACUGAAGCUGCCGAUAAAUCAGCUUACCUAAUGGGGCUGAACUCUGCGGACCUCAUCAAAGGGCUGUGCCAUCCCAGAGUCAAGGUAGGAAAUGAGUACGUCACUAAGGGCCAAAGUGUGGAUCAAGUCUACUAUGCCAUUGGUGCUCUGGCUAAGUCAGUGUACGAGAAGAUGUUCAGCUGGAUGGUGGUGAGAAUCAACCAGUCGCUGGAUACUAAGCAGCACCGUCAGUACUUCAUAGGAGUGCUGGACAUCGCUGGAUUUGAGAUAUUUGAUUUCAACACAUUUGAGCAGUUGUGUAUCAACUUCACCAACGAGAAACUGCAACAGUUUUUCAACCAUCACAUGUUCGUUCUGGAGCAAGAAGAGUACAAGAAAGAAGGGAUUGAUUGGGAGUUCAUCGACUUUGGGAUGGACCUUCAGGCUUGUAUCGACCUCAUUGAGAAGCCUCUGGGAAUCAUGUCGAUUCUGGAAGAGGAAUGUAUGUUUCCCAAAGCCAGUGACCAGACCUUCAAGUCCAAGCUCUAUGAUAAUCAUCUGGGCAAGAACAAGAUGUUUGAGAAGCCAAGGGCAGCGAAGGGGAAAGCAGAGGCUCAUUUUGCCCUGGUUCACUAUGCUGGUACGGUGGACUACAACAUCUCUGGCUGGCUGGUCAAAAACAAAGACCCCUUGAAUGAAACUGUGGUCGGGCUCUACCAGAAAUCCUCUCUGAAACUGCUGAGUCUGCUUUUUUCAAAUUAUGCAGGAGCUGAAGGAGGAGACAAGGGAGGCGGCAAAGGAGCCAAGAAGAAAGGCUCCUCAUUCCAGACAGUCUCUGCUCUUCACAGGGAAAACCUGAACAAGCUGAUGACCAACCUGAAGACCACUCAUCCGCACUUUGUUCGCUGUCUGAUUCCUAAUGAGAGUAAAACUCCAGGAGCCAUGGACAACUGCCUGGUGAUGCACCAGCUGCGCUGUAACGGUGUCCUGGAAGGUAUCAGGAUCUGCAGGAAGGGUUUCCCAAACAGGGUGCUCUAUGGUGACUUCAAGCAGCGUUACAGGAUCCUGAAUGCCUCUGCCAUCCCUGAAGGUCAGUUCAUCGACUGCAAGAAAAGUGCUGAAAAGCUGCUGGGAUCACUGGACAUCGACCAUAGCCAGUACAAGUUUGGACACACAAAAGUUUUCUUUAAAGCUGGCCUGCUGGGAACGCUGGAGGAGAUGCGAGAUGAGCAACUCUCUCGAAUUAUCACUAGGAUUCAGGCAAACGCCCGAGGACUCCUCAUGAGGGAGGAGUUUGUGAAACUUGUGGAACGCAGAGAUGCCCUGAUGGUCAUUCAGUGGAACCUUCGGUCUUUCCUGGGUGUGAAGAACUGGCCCUGGAUGAAGCUUUUCUUUAAGAUCAAACCCCUGCUGAAAAGCGCAGAAUCUGAGAAGGAGAUGGCCAACAUGAAGGAUGAAUUCAACAAGUUGAAGGAAGCACUGGAGAAAUCAGAAGCUCGACGGAAGGAAUUAGAGGAGAAAAUAGUGACUCUCCUCCAAGAGAAGAACGACCUGACUCUGCAGAUUCAGUCUGAACAGGACACUCUGACAGACGCCGAAGAACGUUGUGAACAGCUUAUCAAGAGCAAGAUUCAACUAGAGGCCAAGCUGAAAGAGAUGACUGAAAGACUGGAGGAUGAGGAGGAGCUGAAUGCUGAUCUUACAGCAAAAAAACGUAAACUUGAAGAUGAGUGCUCUGAGCUGAAAAAAGACAUUGAUGACCUGGAGCUAACUUUAGCCAAGGUGGAAAAGGAGAAGCAUGCUACAGAGAAUAAAGUAAAAAACCUGAUGGAAGAGAUGGCUUCUCAGGAUGAGAACAUCCUGAAGCUGACCAAAGAGAAGAAGGCGCUGCAGGAGGCCCACCAGCAAACACUGGAUGACCUGCAGAGUGAGGAGGAUAAAGCCAACAGUUUGACCAAAGCUAAAACUAAACUGGAACAGCAGGUGGACGAUCUGGAGGGCUCACUAGAGCAAGAGAAAAAAGUCAGGAUGGAACUGGAGCGCUCCAAGAGGAAGCUAGAGGGGGAUCUGAAACUGACCCAGGAGAGUGUGAUGGACCUAGAGAAUGACAAGCAGCAGCUGGAAGAAAAACUCAAGAAGAAAGACUUUGAGAUCACUCAAGUGAAUUCUAGAUUAGAGGAUGAGCAAGUUGCUUCAGUUCAGCUCCAGAAGAAGCUGAAAGAAAACCAGGCAAGAAUCGAGGAGCUGGAGGAGGAGCUGGAUGCAGAGCGUGCAGCCCGGGCAAAAGUGGAGAAGCAGCGCUCAGAUCUAUCCCGCGAGCUGGAGGACAUCAGUGAGCGUCUGGAGGAAGCUGGUGGAGCUACGUCAGUCCAGGUGGAGCUGAACAAGAAGAGAGAUGCUGAGUUUCAGAAGCUGCGACGGGAGCUGGAGGAAUCGACUCUCCAACACGAGUCCACUGCUGCCUCCCUGAGGAAGAAACACGCUGACAGUGUUGCUGAGCUGGGGGAACAGAUCGAUAACCUGCAGCGUGUGAAGCAGAAACUGGAGAAAGAAAAGACUGAGCUAAAGCUGGAGCUGGACGAUUUGUCCUCCAAUAUGGAGACUGUGGUGAAGGCCAAGUCCAACGUUGAGAAGAUAUGUCGUACGAUGGAAGACAACAUGAACGAGUACAAGACUAAACAUGAGGAGGCUCAGCGGACCAUCAAUGACUUGACAACUCAGAGAGCCAAACUGCUCACCGAGAAUGGUGAGUUUGGACGGCAGCUGGAAGAGAAGGAGUGUCUGAUUUCACAGCUGACCAGAGGGAAGAACUCCUACAACCAGCAGGUGGAAGAUCUACGCAGGCAGCUAGAGGAGGAAGUGAAGGCAAAGAAUGCUCUCGCCCACGCUCUGCAGUCUGCUCGCCAUGACUGCGAUUUACUCCGAGAACAGUUUGAAGAGGAGCAGGAAGCCAAAGCUGAGCUGCAGAGAGCUUUGUCCAAAUCCAACACUGAGGUCUCAUCAUGGAGGACCAAGUAUGAGACUGAUGGGAUCCAAAGAGCAGAGGAGCUGGAGGAAGCAAAGAAGAAAUUGGUUCAGAGACUCCAGGAGGCUGAGGAGGCCAUCGAGGCUGUGAAUGCAAAGUGUUCAUCCCUUGAGAAGACCAAACACCGCCUCCAAAAUGAGAUUGAAGACCUCAUGUUGGACCUGGAGAGAUCUAAUGCAGCCUCAGCAGCUCUGGACAAGAAACAAAGAACCUUUGACAAAGUCUUGGCCGAGUGGAAGCAGAAGUUUGAGGAGUCGCAGUGUGAACUAGAGGCCUCUCAGAAGGAAGCUCGAUGUCUGAGCACUGAACUCUUCAAGCUGAAGAACGCAUAUGAGGAGUCGCUGGAUCAGCUGGAGACAAUGAAGAGAGAGAACAAGAACCUCCAGGAGGAGAUCUCCGACCUCACUGACCAGCUUGGUGAAGGUGGACGCAGUGCACACGAGCUGGAAAAGAUCCGGAAACAGCUUGAACAGGAAAAAGCUGAGCUCCAGUCAGCGCUGGAGGAGGCCGAAGGUUCUCUGGAGCAUGAAGAGAGCAAAAUCCUCCGAGCCCAGCUGGAGUUCAACCAGGUGAAGGCCGACAUGGAGCGCAAGAUGGCGGAGAAAGACGAGGAAAUGGAGCAGGCCAAGAGGAACUACCAACGGAUGCUCGAGUCUCUUCAGUCCUCUUUGGAAUCUGAGACCAGGAGCCGAAAUGAGACCCUGAGAGUGAAGAAAAAGAUGGAGGGUGACCUCAAUGAGAUGGAGAUCCAGUUGAGCCAAGCCAACAGGCAGGCAGCUGAAGCUCAGAAGCAGGUCAAAAGCCUCCAAGCAUUCCUGAAAGACACCCAGCUACAGCUAGACGAUGCCCAGCACGCCAACGAUGACCUGAGAGAAAACAUCGGUCUGCUGGAGCGCCGGCACAACCUGAUCCAGGCGGAGCUGGAGGAAGUCAGGGCUGCCCUCGAGCAGACAGAAAGAAGUCGUAAACUGGCUGAACAGGAACUGACGGAUGCAACGGAGCGUAUGCAACUCCUUCACUCCCAAAACACCAGCCUGAUCAACCAGAAGAAGAAGCAUGAGGCAGACCUGCUGCACCUGCAGAGCGAGAUGGAGGAGGCCAUACAGGAGAACCGCAAUGCUGAGGAGAAGGCAAAGAAGGCCAUCACUGAUGCCGCCAUGAUGGCGGAGGAGCUGAAGAAGGAGCAGGACACCAGUGCCCAUCUGGAGCGCAUGAAGAAGAACAUGGAGCAGACCAUCAAAGACCUGCAGCACCGUCUGGACGAAGCAGAGCAGGUUGCCAUGAAGGGCGGCAAGAAGCAGCUCCAGAAACUGGAGACUCGCAUCAGAGAUCUGGAGAACGAGCUGGAGGCAGAGCAGAAGAGGGGAACCGAGUCCAUCAAGGGGAUCCGAAAGUAUGAGCGCCGGGUCAAAGAGCUCACCUACCAGACCGAGGAGGACCGUAAGAACAUGGUGCGCCUGCAGGACCUGGUGGACAAGCUGCAGCUGAAGGUCAAGUCCUACAAACACGCUGCCGAGGAGGCAGAGGAGGCAGCCAACACCAACAUGGCCAAACUCCGCAAGCUGCAGCACGAGCUGGAGGAGGCGGAGGAAAGGGCCGACAUUGCUGAGUCGCAGGUGAACAAGCUGAGGGCCAAGACCAGGGACGGAUCCUCCAAGAAGGGCCUGGAUGAGUGAGGAGACCCCAGAGUGUCGGCAUUGAAGGUGUUCCUGUCCUGGAUGUCUUCUUCCAAAGCUGCAUGGAUCCUGACAACUGUUUUAUCACCAUUUAUAUGAA
Molecule: messenger RNA, 5905 nt
Organism: Melanotaenia boesemani (Boeseman's rainbowfish)
Lineage: Eukaryota; Metazoa; Chordata; Actinopteri; Atheriniformes; Melanotaeniidae
Gene: myh6
Product: myosin, heavy chain 6, cardiac muscle, alpha
Exons: 2
Coding region: 1-5805 (1934 amino acids)
Cellular component (GO): myosin complex
Molecular function (GO): cytoskeletal motor activity; ATP binding; actin filament binding
Source: RefSeq, a predicted model, not a curated record